This is a messenger RNA of Chaetomium strumarium, 4165 nucleotides long. Its product is annotated as armadillo-type protein. The transcript has a single exon. Gene Ontology annotation, molecular function: mRNA binding. Gene Ontology annotation, biological process: spliceosomal complex assembly. NCBI's taxonomy places the organism in Eukaryota, Fungi, Ascomycota, Sordariomycetes, Sordariales, Chaetomiaceae. Gene Ontology annotation, cellular component: catalytic step 2 spliceosome; U2 snRNP; U2-type prespliceosome. The record is from RefSeq and is a predicted model, not a curated record. The coding region runs from base 329 to 4000 and encodes 1223 amino acids.
AUGAGUGUCCGUAGAUUGCGGGCUGACAUAAGGUCGGUGGGGCCGUAAGGUUGCCAAGACCUUUAGCGCGGCAGCCUGUGAACCUCUGGCCGAAAAUUCACACGUCAAAAGAGGCUCCAUCGCGCAUUGCUCCUUCGACUCGAACAUCACCUCCUCUUUCCAUCUCCAUCGGCGAUACGAGAAAAACGGCACGACGGCGUUCCAGCACGAAUUAGCCGACCGACUUCCAUCUAGCCAGCCAGAACGCAUCUGCCCCGCGACAUUGCCAUACAUCAUCAAUAAGUCCUACCGAAUGGGAUGAGCGCGCCGCCGAGCGGGCUGCAGCACCAUGUCAGACGCCGAGUUUGAACAGAUCCGAAAGCUCCAGGCCGAGCGCAAUGCCGCCGCCGCUGCAAAGAAAGGUUCCCGGACCUUCGAUGCAUCAGGCCAGCGUGCCGACACCUCGACCAAGGCCAGCCUGAAUGAAGCUUGGGAUACGGAUCUCUACGACCGCCGGAAUGGCGACAAGUUUGCCGGCUACCACCGGAGCCUCCCUGCUGCUGACGGCGAUGAGGAUGAGGAGAUGGCCGACGCGGACAACUCACGUCGCCUCGUCGGCCAGUACACCGCUAGCCGCGCCAUUAUCGAUGAGUUUGCGCACGGUAAUGGCGUCGAGGAGGAUGACCCCCUGGCGGGCCGCGGCGAGCGAAGUAACCGCAUUACAGACCGCGAGACAGACUACCAGAAACGGCGGUUCGACCGUGUCUUGACACCGACGCGCGCAGAUCCUUUUGCCGCAGACCGCCAGGACGGCGCAGAGGCGGGAGAUACCUAUCGCGACAUUAUGGAGCGGCGAGAGAUAGAGCGGGAGGAGGAGCGCGUCCGCCGUGCCAUCGAACAGAAGAUGAAGGACGGUCCGGUUGAGGAGCACAAACCUAUGCUGAAGGACGCCGGGAGCGAGGAGAAUAAAGAGAAUGAGGAUUCGGCAGGCACCGCCGGCCGGAAGCGCAAGAAGAGGUGGGAUGUUGGCUCGACCAACGAGACGACGGGCGAGCAGGCUACUCCAGCGUCGGCCGAGCCCAAAAAGCGAUCGCGCUGGGACCAAGCGCCUUCAGUCCCAGUCAUCGGGGCUGCGACAGGAGCAGAGCAGCCAAAGAAGAAGUCAAGGUGGGAUCAGGCUCCAUCCGCCACCCCCGUCGGCAACAUAGGUCUCGCUACGCCGGCGCACCCGUCCCAAGUGCCCGCGCUGCCUGUCGCUUUUGGCACGGACGCGUCGGGCCGCUACAUGCCGCUUAGCGACGAAGAGCUGGACGCGAUGCUACCCGGUGAGAAAGAAGGUUAUAAGAUUCUUGAGCCUCCACCGGGCUAUGCUCCGGUACGAGCUCCUGCCCACAAGCUGGCAACGGCGCCCACCCCGGCAACGGGCUUCAUGAUGCAGGACCCCAGCAGCGCGCGGUUCGGCGCCGGCCAGCAAAUCCCCAAAGAGAUACCGGGAGUCGGCGACCUGCAGUUCUUCAAGCCCGAGGACAUGGCGUACUUUGGCAAGCUGACGGAUGGUGCCAACGAGGAUGACCUCAGUGUGGAGGAGCUGAAGGAGAGGAAGAUCAUGCGUCUACUGUUGAAGGUCAAGAACGGCACUCCUCCGAUGAGGAAGACUGCGCUCAGACAGCUUACAGAUAACGCACGUAAUUUUGGCGCUGGUCCCCUGUUCAACCAGAUCCUCCCGUUGCUCAUGGAGAAGACGCUCGAGGACCAGGAGCGUCACUUGCUCGUCAAGGUCAUCGACCGGAUCCUCUACAAGCUGGACGACAUGGUGCGGCCGUAUGUUCACAAGAUCCUGGUCGUCAUCGAGCCGCUGCUCAUCGACCAGGACUAUUACGCACGGGUCGAGGGUCGUGAGAUCAUCUCCAACCUCGCCAAGGCUGCCGGGCUGGCCACCAUGAUCAGCGUCAUGCGGCCCGACAUCGACCAUGUCGAUGAGUAUGUGAGAAACACCACGGCAAGAGCAUUCGCGGUCGUCGCGUCUGCGCUUGGUAUCCCAGCCCUCCUCCCCUUCCUCAGAGCUGUCUGCCGCAGCAAGAAAUCGUGGCAGGCACGCCACACAGGUGUCAAGAUCGUGCAGCAAAUUCCAAUCCUUAUGGGCUGCGCCGUCUUGCCCCAUCUGAAACAGCUCGUUGACUGCAUCGGACCCAAUUUGAACGACGAGCAGACCAAGGUGCGCACAGUAACCAGUUUGGCCAUUGCAGCUCUGGCCGAGGCUUCGAACCCCUACGGUAUCGAGAGUUUCGACGACAUCCUCAACCCCCUAUGGACCGGCGCCCGUAAGCAGCGAGGCAAAGGCCUGGCCGGCUUCCUCAAGGCGGUUGGCUACAUCAUUCCCCUGAUGGACGAGGACUACGCGAACUACUACACCAGCCAGAUCAUGGAGAUCCUGCUGCGCGAGUUUUCCUCGCCCGACGAAGAGAUGAAGAAGGUCGUCUUGAAGGUCAUCUCGCAAUGCGCCGCCACUGACGGAGUCACGGCCGGCUAUCUCAAAGAGCAUGUCUUGGACGAGUUUUUCAAGAGCUUCUGGGUGCGCCGGAUGGCGCUCGAUAAACGCAACUAUAGGCAAGUUGUCGAGACCACGGUCGACAUCGGCCAGAAGGUGGGUGUCAGCGAGAUCUUGGAGCGGAUCGUGGGCAACCUGAAGGACGAGAGCGAAGCCUACCGCAAGAUGACGGUCGAGACGGUCGAGAAGAUCGUGGCGUCUCUCGGCGCGGCCGACAUCGGCGAGCGGCUGGAGGAACGGCUCAUCGACGGCAUCCUGCACGCGUUCCAGGAGCAGAGUGUCGAGGACAUCGUGAUGCUCAAUGGCUUUGGGUCGGUAGUGAAUGCGCUCGGCACCCGGUGCAAGCCAUAUCUCCCCCAAAUUGUCAGCACCAUCCUAUGGCGUCUCAACAACAAGUCCCCCACUGUCCGCCAACAAGCCGCCGACCUUGUCUCGCGGAUUGCCAUGGUCAUGAAGCAGUGCGGCGAGGACGCGCUCAUGGGCAAGCUCGGCGUGGUCCUCUACGAGUACCUCGGUGAAGAAUACCCCGAAGUGCUCGGCUCCAUCCUGGGCGCCCUGCGCUCCAUCGUCACCGUGGUCGGCAUCAGCCAGAUGCAGCCACCCAUCAAAGACCUCCUGCCGCGGCUCACCCCGAUCCUCCGCAACCGUCACGAAAAGGUGCAGGAGAACACAAUCGACCUGGUUGGGCGCAUCGCCGACCGCGGCCCGGAAAGCGUCAACGCGCGCGAGUGGAUGCGCAUCUGCUUCGAGCUGCUCGACAUGCUCAAGGCGCACAAGAAGGGCAUCCGCCGGGCGGCCAACAACACGUUUGGUUUCAUCGCGAAAGCUAUCGGUCCGCAGGACGUGCUGGCGACGCUGCUCAACAACCUGCGGGUGCAGGAGCGCCAGUCCCGCGUCAACACGGCCGUGGCAAUCGGCAUCGUGGCGGAGACGUGCGCGCCGUUUACGGUGCUGCCCGCGCUGAUGAACGAGUACCGCGUGCCGGAGCUCAAUGUGCAGAACGGCGUGCUGAAGUCGCUCUCCUUCCUGUUCGAGUAUAUCGGCGAGAUGGCAAAGGACUACGUCUACGCCGUCGCGCCGCUCCUCGAGGACGCACUCAUCGACCGCGACCAGGUCCAUCGCCAGACGGCCGCCAGCGUGGUAAAACAUAUCGCCCUCGGCGUCGUCGGGCUGGGUUGCGAAGACGCCAUGGUCCACCUGCUCAACCUGCUCUACCCCAACCUCUUCGAGACCAGCCCGCACGUGAUCGACCGCAUCGUCGAGGCCAUCGAGGCGAUCCGCAUGGCGGUCGGGCCGGGGCUGGUGCUGAACUAUGUCUGGGCUGGGCUCUUCCACCCGGCGCGGAAGGUCAGGACGCCGUACUGGCGUUUGUAUAAUGAUUGCUAUGUGUGGGGCGCGGACGCGAUGGUGCCGUACUAUCCGAAUCUGGUCGAGGAGGGCAUUGAUCGCGGGGAGUUGGCCAUUGUUCUUUAAGCAGCGUCUAGGAUAUGUUUUAUCUUUCUUGUAACUGUUAAACUGGGAGAGGCGGGCAGUCAGAACCGCAGCAGCGAAGGUUCCCUUCUGCCUAGCGUUUGGCUGAAGUGAGUGCUGCUGUUAGCGCUGGGUAAAUGAAUACAUUUUUGGUACACUUGGAACCCC